UAUUUCUUUUCUCUGUAUUCCAGAAAAAGGCAUGGCAUACGAUUAAAACCAUGGUUAACUUACCAGUCAUCAGCCCCUUCAAGAAACGCUACUCAUGGGUGCAGCUGGCUGGGCAUACAGGGAGUUUCAAGGCAGCCGAUAGUGGGAAGAUUCUCAAGCGCUUCUCAGAGAACGAAAAGGAGUGUUUUGAGCGACUGAUGAAAGACCCACUACGCUCCUGCGUUCCUUGCUUCCACGGUGUGGUGGAGAGAGAUGGCGAGAGCUAUAUUCAGCUGGAUGACUUGCUUACUGAUUUUGAAGGGCCAUGUGUGAUGGACUGCAAGAUGGGGAUCAGGAGAGAGACUACUGUAAGGCUUCAGCAGGCCCAUCUGCUUUUGAUUUCACUGACAUAUCUGGAGGAAGAGUUGACUAAGGCCCGUGAGAAACCAAAGCUGCGUAAGGACAUGUACAAGAAAAUGAUAGAAGUGGAUCCUCUUGCUCCUACAGCAGAAGAGAACGCGCAGCAUGCUGUCACCAAGCCCCGAUACAUGCAAUGGAGGGAAACCAUCAGCUCCAGUGCCAACUUGGGCUUCAGGAUUGAAGGGAUUAAGAAGGCAGAUGGAACAUGUAACACAAACUUCAAAACUACGAAGACACAGGAGCAAGUUCUCCAAGUUUUUGUGGAAUUCAUUGAGGGUAACACAACUAUUCUGAAAAAAUACCUCAAGCGUCUGCAGGAAAUUCAUGUCAUUCUUGAGUCCUCAGACUUCUUCAAGCGGCAUGAGGUCGUUGGAAGUUCACUACUUUUUGUGCAUGACGACAGUGGGAAUGCCAACGUGUGGCUGAUUGAUUUUGGAAAGACCACCCUUCUGCCUGAUGGGCAGACACUGGAUCACAGAAUUCCCUGGCAAGAAGGCAACAGGGAAGAUGGGUACCUGUUGGGACUGGACAAUUUGAUUGGCAUCUUAGAAAGCAUCACUGAAAGAUGAGAUGAGUGGCACAAAACUCACAGGGCUGCUUUGUAACUUUCCGCUCUACUGGGAUCACUCAGUUAGAAGGAAACGUCUUUAAUUCUCUCCAGACUCCUGGGGGUCAUUACACUGCAGAGGGAGCUGCAUCCAGAGCCCAGCUGUUAGUGAUCAAAAUGACUGCAUCAUCCCUCUAUGAACCUGAAUAACUCCAGAAUGGUGUGUAUUGCACAAACCUAAAACUUCGGACUGGUCCUCAGAGAAUCAGGAUCUCCACACUCAGGAAUCACACCAGCAUGAGUCAAGAGGUCUGUAUGGUAAACCCAGCAUGAUUCUGAUUUCAGGCAAACAGAUACGACUCUAGGUUACCUCUUAGUGAACCAGAGCAACUACUUGGGGAUGCAGGGUAGGGGGUAGCUGAAUUUUUUUUCAGGGAACUGCACAGUUUUGAAACCAGCAAGAGUAUUUUCCCCCCCUCACCCCCCAAAUUCAGAGUCUCCUUCCUCCCAUGAAUACUACGGGUUGGGCUAAGAACAGGUGCUGCCCUGUGUUACAGUGUGCACAAGGUGGGAAUUGGUGAAAAUUGGACCAAAGGGAGGCACCAGUUUGUACCAGAGACUGCAUUAGUGGCUGGAUGUAGUAACUGCUGUUGACCAUUCCUUCUCUUCCCUACACUAGCCUCAGUUUAUUUCUGUCAGAACAGCUUUUGCUUUUUAUGGAGCUUCUCAGGAGAGUACAGAUACUCUAGUGAGAGAACAGCACCCUAUAGUCUUCAAAAAUGUUUGAUUUUUUUUUUU
Struthio camelus australis is the source of this 1744-nucleotide messenger RNA. Lineage: Eukaryota; Metazoa; Chordata; Aves; Struthioniformes; Struthionidae. The record is from RefSeq and is a predicted model, not a curated record.